GAGCUUUGCGCGCGAAUGCACGCGGAGUUUCUAAGUGAAUUUGGUGAAAUGACAGUUGGUUACUUUUUUGUUCGCGGACCAUCUUAUUGUGCAAUAGGGAUUACUUUUUUGUACCGGAGCUGAGGAUACGAUUCAAAAUGCUGAAGUGGGCGGUUUACGGUAAAAAGAACCAAGAAAUCCGGAUCGCUAACGACCUUGAGAGUGAGGACUGCGAUCAUUAUACCGAUGAACCUUACAAUAACAAUAAAAUCAGAAGAUCUCUCGAUGGACAAACUGUCAAAAGAAGCAAGAAGCCAAGUAGAUACCAGCGGAGAUCCUUAGGCUCAGCUGCAGUAAGAAAAAACAUAAGAACUGUAGACAAAGAAAAUGUUAACUAUAUUGGGAAUACGCCUAAUUAUUUUAGAGAAGGUUUCAUUAAAAAGCCAGAAGGUUUAGUCCUCAAAGAUGUCAGCAACAUCACACCAACAGGUACUCCAGUCAAAAGUUAUGAAAGAAGAAAAUAUUAUCUAAAUAACUCAAAAGAUGAUAUACCACCAGAUUUACCCCCCACUCCACCAACUUACAGCAGGAGGGUAAGAGAAGCAAAGAAAAGAAAACUAGAAAUGGCUAGUGCAAAUGAUAUAUUUAGAAGAGAUAGCUGUGUAUAUAAAUCUGAGAGACGAAUCAAGCCUAUAGAUAGAAAUUCUUUUAGUCCUAAACUAAGUCAUAGUACGUCUGAGCCUUCCUUAACCGAUCUAUCUGAUAGACUCAGUGCUACAACUACGAGUAGUAGGAACUCAUUUGCAUUAGGAAAACCAACAAAACUACCAGUAUGUACCACCAAAACAGGUAAUGAAGGCUUAGUUGAAAUAGAAUACGAUCAAGAUCUAGUAAUUAACUGUAUAGAAAAACCUAUUACAAUUAACAAAUGUACUAUAGAGAAAACCACUUUACCUAUAUUUGGACAUCAUAUUUUUACAGACAAUCCCUUAUAUUUCAACAAUAAUGAUAUCGGUUUAACAAAUAUUAGACCUUUGAAAAGAACGAGAAAGAAAUCUAAUGAAUUUGAAAGCUCCUUCAAAUCUCCCUCCGUUGACAAAAAGGAUACACAUACGCUAGUAAGAGACGGGUGCUCACCUGUCUCUAUCACUCCUCUAUCCACAAAACUGGCUGCAUUAAGGUUUAGUACCAUGAGUGUACAUAGCAAGUCUCAAAGGGUUGUUUUUACAAAUGAUGUCACGGAAUACUUUCCUAAGGUGGAGAAUCCUUUUACUAUUCCUCUAAGAGAUGAAGAAAGUUCAACAGAAAUGGAGAAUAAAUUCAUUCUUGGCAAAGAUUCCACAACAAAUAAUACAGACUCAACAGUAUCUACAACACAAAUGGGAGAUGUUACACUAGAGAAAAUGAUUGAAGACAUCAUAAAAAGUACCAAAAUAGUCAAAUCUAAAAGAAGAAUUUUGGCAAAAGCACCAGAAGUCGAUAUUCAAGAAGAAAUCCCUCCACUUGAUACAGUCAAAGACCUGUUUGUAAAUCCUCAAGCUGAGAACAAAGCUAAUUUAAUUAAAGAAGCUAAAUAUGUGAAUUUAUCUAGAGAAAACUCUGUAUCACCUAAAACUACGCCCAUCAAGAAAAUGCCAGUACAUAGGGUAAAUGAUAAAUUAUUGAAAAAUCUUCCGAUAGGCUGCUUCAUAUUAGAUGAUGGAGAUGGUUACAAUGAAAGGGAGGUUCGGACACCAGACAAUGCUAUUGACGUCAAACGUAAAGCCAGUCCAAGAAAACGUGCAACAAAUCUGAACCGAUCACAGUCCAUGAAUCUUUGUUAUGAACGAGGAAAUCUCGGAUACAUUUCGUCAGAAUCUACACCUGACCUAUACUCAGCUGCGGAAGAGAGAGCGAGUCUUAGGCUCAAACGUCAAAAAUGUAUUCGUAGGAAAAAGUCGACAGCAAGCAAUGAAAGUCAAUGGAAAAAUAAGGAUCUGAAAUCUUCUAUUCUUACACUUGAAAUUGGCAUACCAAGUCUUGCUACUGAACUUCCCGACACGUCAUUAUGUGAGCCAUUAAGUCCUCCACUAUCUAAUCCGCUCGACACUGACGAUUAUCAGAACCUCUCAAUAAAAUCUAACGUAUCACAUAGUAGUUUGAUGCCUUACGAUAAUUCUCACAAUAAAAAAUCAAGAGAACUAUUCGGUUUAACUUUGGAACAUGGUAUCCCAAGUCCAAUCACUCCCGUCCCUAACCUAAAAAGGCCGGGUAAAGUACUAAGCGAAGAAAGAGCGCAUAAAACGAGUAAAUUGGAUGAAGAUUUACUUCCAACGGAUGCUUACACUCCAGUCAUUGAACACAAAUCUAUUCGGAGAUGUUUGACAUAUUCCCCAGAAGAGAAUAGCAUAAGUAGUAGUGAAGAGAAAAGGAGAAGCGUCGCAAGUAAUCGCUUGGAGCGUUCAAGCGAACGGUUUCAAGCAUUAAAAGGCACAAUAGACCUGGAAAUUAGAACAAGAAAUGAUGUAAUAGACGUGCACGUUAUAAGAUGCCGGGACCUACAAAGGACUACAGGGAAAACGGAUGACAUCAAUGCUUAUGCGAAGGUCGUUAUCAGCGGCGUAACAGAGAGUCAGUCCCUCCCAUCACAGAGGUCAAUCUUCCAGAGGACCUCAGUGCUGUAUGGCAAGCGGGAGCCAGAGUUUCAAAGACACCUGAAGCUGCCUCUACCAACAGCAAUCUACGACCAUCAGAUGUUACACAUUUCUGUAUGGCACAGAGACAAGAAAUACCGGCGGAGCGAGUUUUUAGGAUGUGUCUCGUUCCCAAUAAAAGAUGCAAUUAACUGCGACAUAUCCGGCACAUAUUUCCUGCAACACAGCUCUGGGCGCGGCCAGAACGCGGCACCGGCACACGCCAAUGACAGAUUCGUUAGAGAGGACCGCGUGACUGAAGGAGAUUCACACAAGAUGGCUACCGACAACAUUGAAACAAGCACUAAUGAUGGCACUAAAGAAAACCAUAAUGAUAAAGGUGUAUCAACAAACGGUCCAGCGUCAACAACAGCAAGUCAAGCGCAGGCAGUGGCUGCUGCCCUGCAGAGAGAGGCUGACGAGCACCUGUUCCUCCGAUACUUGGAGCUGGAUCCUCCUGAAGACCCUAACGCACCCAGACGAGCACCACGAAACGGGAGGACUCCGUUUACUACCACAAGGAAACUCAUCCGCGGUACUGCUGGAGGAUUCGGCUUCACAGUUGUAUGGACCAGACCACCGAGGGUCGAAAGGGUGGCAGCAGGAGGCUCCGCUGAACGCGCUGGCCUGAGGGCUGGAGACUACCUCGUGUUUGUGGGCAACAAGAACGUAGUGACAUCCAAUGAAGAGGAGGUCCGGAACCUUGUCAAAUCAGCAGGUCAAAUGCUAAACAUAGAAACGUUCAGACGGGUGCCUCCAAAUGGAGUGGGAGUUCGACCAAGGUUGACUCAGGUGACCAUUCCCACUGCGGAGUCUACGCCCCCUCCACCCCCAAGGUCACCUCGAGCUACUGCCCUAGCCUCACCAGCCACAGCAGCUCGGCCCCCUACUGCCUGCUCUUCAACCAGCCAGUCCCUGGACCGACGCAAGCUCCAUUUGCCCCAAGUCACAUUCUCCAAAGAGACCCCAGGGUUAUCAACGGACGGCAGAAAGCGCGCACUCCUAGCAGUGGUAGCCAGAGAACAGCAUUACGGAACCUGCCUACAAUUCGGUCUAGUCAGAUUUGUAUCACCACUGGCUGAAAGAGCAGACCUUAUAGCUCCUAAUGACCAUCAGCUGCUGUUCCAAAAUAUUGAAGAGAUCUUCAGACUUUCGGAAGACAUUCUGGAUCAAGUGGUACAGGAUGAUGGAGAGAUCCAAACCUCGACUGUAGUCGCCGUCUACCUUCAAAAGACCCCUGUGUUCCUUAGUCUUUAUAAGAAGUACUGCCUUGGCCUCAAACGAGCUGAUUGUGUUCUGGUAAAAAAAUCUAAAGACCCAAGCGGGGCUUUCUCCCGAUUCUGUACAAGCCCACCGAUACCACGAAGAAGACCUGACAUCACGUCACUAGUUCACAAACCGUUGGAGCAGUUCCGAGAGCUGCUGCGACUGAUGAGGGCAGCGGCUGCUGCUAAUGGAGCAGGACCUUAUGACCAGCUCGAGAAAAAGCAGCUGCAAGUUAUUGUGGAACAGCUACAGUGUGGUUACCAAGAUGUGACAGCUGGCUCUGGUUUGAUGGGUCUUGCUGGAGAUGGCAAGCCACUGUUAUCUGUUGCCGACCUGGAGAGUCGUCUCGUGUUCACUAGGUGUAAGCCAUUCGUGCUAAGCACGGCAGGUCGUCAAUGGAUCUUCGGCGGUGAGCUAUCAAGGGUAGAAGGUCGCGCCAUUCGACCCUACUGGGCGUUGCUAUUCAGUGAUCUGCUUCUCUUCGCUACUGUGUCAAGGGACCGAGUACUGUUCGUCACGGAAGAACCAGUAGCGCUGGGGACCGUCUCUGAAGCGCAGUUCAAUGUUAGGAAGAAAGCGACAGAAUUCCGUCUGAUCUUGGGUCGUGCGGGCGGCGAGUCUCCUUUAGUUUCAUGUUCUCCACGCACACCAGCUAGAACAAGAACCGUCGUGCUACGAGCUCCUUCCAUAGAUCUCAAGGCUGUAUGGCAAAGCUUACUGCAGAGGCAAAUCUACCGCGCUCACACGAUGUCAGGCACUCCACUCGGCUCCCCACUUGAUUCUCCCGACCCUCAGCUGACGUUCUCGCUCGCCACGCUGGACUCGCAACAACGCCAGGUAUCCGCGUCCAGCAUCCAACGUCACUCCAGCCUGGCCCUACUACCAGCCAGCUCCUACCGAUCGCACCUCAACAUGCUCGUGGAAGAACGUCCAGAGAAGGAAGUUAGAGUCAGUUUCGACGUCAGAACGAGUUCAGAGUCCCCCACUCCACAACCUGUCCGAGGUCCCCUUAGCACAGUUUGGAGAACUGCUCCCACCCCUGAAACGCCUUCUGCUAACCUCUCUCCAGCAGAAUCACAAACGUUCUCUUCCCAUUUCGUCUCAUCGUCAAGCAUUGAAAAGAACGAUGAGCCUCAUACUUCUCCCAGUGCCCAAUUAACGCCAGAUGGUGGCGAAGAUUAUUCUGAAGCUUCACCCUGCAGAUGGGAAUCCUUCGAAGCUGAUUUAGCUCUAGCAGAUUUGGAUGUCGACCCCUCAUAUAAACACGCUGUCGAGGAGCGUAUCUUUCUGCCUGACGAUCCCCUCCUGCAGCGGGUGGCGCUCCCAGAGCGGCCAACCCCGCCAGCUUAUCUGGAACUUUGA
Spodoptera exigua (beet armyworm) is the source of this 5279-nucleotide messenger RNA. The record is from the annotation of a GenBank genome assembly. Lineage: Eukaryota; Metazoa; Arthropoda; Insecta; Lepidoptera; Noctuidae.